AGCAAGGAGUUGUCCUUGUUUUUGAAUUUCAAGCUCAGUUGCUGGGCGGUGGGGUCGAGGGCUUGCGUUGCUUCUCCAAACUAGCUUGAUCUGAGAUGCCUCCAAAGGGACAGCAGUUUGAGAGACGUAAUAUUUGCACCGGCUGCUGGUCUGACAUUGUAAGUCCAACAAAGAAAAUGGCACACUGGAUCUGUAACAGAGGUCCACUCCAAGAUCUGGUGGUCACCUUACUACCAAAACACUUACUGCCUGUUGUGCUGCAUCAACUUCAUGCUUCUUAUGAUUAUCAUGGCAACUCCCGUAUGGCUUCAGCAACAUUUCAAUGAAGACUAUGUUGUUAUUGGGAUAUGGAGCUUUUGUGACGAGUCGGUCUGUAAAGAGCUUUUACUUUCUGAGGAAGCCCAUCUGGAUACUAUCCGAUUCUUUUCGAUUUUGUCCUUCAUCUUCACCUUACUUGCCUUUAUCUCAUCGCGAGACUUUAUAUCUCGCCUCGUGGAUACGAACAUCAUCGAAGACUUGAUCUCCUCAGCAUCGAACUUCUGUGCAGGAAUCUUCCUGUUGAGUUUGCUACUGAUUGUACACUUCCAGCUUAAAACUGCACUUGAUCAAAUCGGGAAGCGUACCAUACCUUGGUGGGGUUUCUUUGGGACUUGCCUCAUCUGUUUACACUGUUUUGUCUUAGGCACACUCAGUCUACUGAAAUAUAGAAGCUUGGUGUUGAAGCGUUUGAGCAGGCACUCCUCCGGAAGAGUAUUGAGUACGGGCAGGAUAAAAGGAAAGGCAAGCACCCAAAUAACAGUAGUUCCGAGUUGAACAAUUCCAUAAAUGACGGUUCAGCAUUCUUGAAAUGCAAAACCCCUUCUCGUUUCCCCUGCAAAUUUCUUGGCCGCCUUUGUUUCUUCACUGCAUUAUGAAAAAUAAACGUUUUGUUCUUGACAAAA
Molecule: messenger RNA, 941 nt
Organism: Pantherophis guttatus
Lineage: Eukaryota; Metazoa; Chordata; Lepidosauria; Squamata; Colubridae
Source: RefSeq, a predicted model, not a curated record